GACUGCGGAGCAAACGCAGCUUAAUCCCAGCCCGCCGAUCCCAGGGGAUGCUCUCAAGCAGCCGCCUUGGCGGAGGCAGAGCUUAACGCCGCGGAAAGAUGAAUGGGAGGCCGGAGUCUGGCUAGAGUAGCCGGUACCAUUUGCUUCGCCGGGAGGGUGCGGAGACGAAGCGAGCCUCCUCCCCCCAGCCUGCCUGGUCAGGUGGUUCCGUCCAGGUGGCUGCAGGAAACCGCUUCCAAAGCGGAGCUGAAACCGUGCAAUCAAAGCCGUUUCUCCGGCAGCUUAAAGGUCGGAGGAGCGGUUGAUUUUUUUCCGACCAACGCCAAUCUGCGAGGGACCAUGAGUGAUGGCGACAAGAACCCCGCCAGCACCCCAACCCCGGUCACUGACGUGCAAGGGGAUGGAAGAUGGAUGUCGCUGCACCACCGUUUCAUUGCUGACAGUAAAGACAAGGAGCCCGAGGUCGUCUUUAUUGGGGAUUCACUAGUACAGCUGCUGCACCAAUUUGAGAUUUGGAGGGAGCUUUUCUCCCCCUUGCAUGCUCUCAACUUUGGCAUGGGGGGCGAUGCCACUCAGCACGUGCUCUGGCGCCUGCAGAAUGGGGAAUUACAGCACAUCCGUCCCAAGGUAACAGGCUGGAAGCUGAUGAAGCAGCCGUCAAACCCGAUUGUGGUCCUCUGGGUGGGCACCAAUAACCAUGGACACACUGCAGAACAGGUGGCUGCUGGCAUAGAAUCCAUCGUGUGCGUCAUCAAUCAGCAACAGCCACAGGCGCGUGUGGUUGUAUUGGGCUUGUUGCCACGGGGCAAAAACCCCAACCCGUUACGGGAGAAGAACAGAAGGGUGAACGAACUGCUUGAGAGCAAGGUGCCGCUGCUGCCAAAUGCCUCCUUCCUCAACAUUGACCCAGGCUUUGUGCAUUCAGAUGGGACUAUAAGUCAUCAUGACAUGUAUGACUACCUCCACCUGACCCGCAACGGGUAUGCCAGACUCUGCCCCGGACUGCACCGCUUGCUGCUGUGCCUCCUGGGAGAAUGCCACGCCCAAGCACCUUGAUGGAUGCCAUCCGUCACGCCCCAGAUGCUCUCCAUUGGCUUGAGUGACUGCUGGGGGCUUAGAAGCUAGAAUGCUGGUGACUCUCUCCGGGCAGUAAAUGCAGUUUCCCACAGCAGUCCUCUGCCUUCAUCUGCCUGGUAUUCGGUGCUGGAUACUCGUUCGCUAACUCCAUGAGCCUCAGUGUAGGUUGUUUAGAGUACAAAAUUAUUAUGAGGGAUGGGGAUGAACAGCAUGUUGACCUGCAGCUGCCAAAAAGUUUGGCACAAGACAAGUUAAUGGGAACUUGUCUAUUUUUAUGUAAUAAAAGUAACUGCUUAAAAUGUA
Messenger RNA from Python bivittatus (Burmese python), 1380 nucleotides. RefSeq names its product platelet activating factor acetylhydrolase 1b catalytic subunit 3 (gene PAFAH1B3). Gene Ontology annotation, molecular function: platelet-activating factor acetyltransferase activity. The record is from RefSeq and is a predicted model, not a curated record. NCBI's taxonomy places the organism in Eukaryota, Metazoa, Chordata, Lepidosauria, Squamata, Pythonidae. Gene Ontology annotation, cellular component: cytoplasm.